AUGACCGUCAACUCUACAACUGGUGACCAGGACGACAGCAGCUCUCAAAAGGCGCGGUUCUAUACUCCGGAUGAUGUGGCACUACAUAACUGUGCGGAGGAUUGCUGGUUGUCACUCUUUGGGCAGGUAUUGGAUUUGACGGAGUUGAUACUCGCCAAUAGGGGACCACUGGCGGAUCCUCUAAUCGCAGCGGCGGGGACUGACGUCUCCCAUUGGUUCCAUCUUCCUCCACCACCUGACGUCAAGAAGUCAAAACCACGGGGAAUCGGUGGCGGCGACAGGUCGAACAAUAAAGCAUUGUCAACCAAGACAGUCAAGGAGGGUGGCGACGGCAACGGGCGGCUGGAGGAGUGCGAGAAUGCGAGCGAACCGCGGACAUUCGUCGACCCACAGACGGGGCUGACAACGCCAUAUCUACCCAUGGGGAGCCAACCAACUCGGAUACCCCCCAACCUGGGUACUGCCUGUGAUUCGCUUACUACUGUGACCCUGCCUCAUCGAAUCGAGAAGCUGACGCGGAAGGCACGGCCGCUGCGGGUGGUGAACAUUUUAUCUAGGCAAGAAGAUCAGCUCUUGGUGGCGUGCGAGGACACAAUUGCGGACAUUCAGGACGAGAGGUUCUUAGGCGUGGGUGCUAACUCUGUACUGCUACACCUGCAGAAGUUCGUCCCGGCGAAGAUGGACCAGACCCUGGAGGAAAACGGGAUCGUGGACGAUGACCUGGCUUUCGAGAAGCUCGGCAUAGACGACGACGGCUACAUGCCGAUCCUGCACAUCUACUUCAACGACGAUCUUACCAUCGCGUAG
This is a messenger RNA of Ectocarpus sp. CCAP 1310/34, 807 nucleotides long. NCBI's taxonomy places the organism in Eukaryota, Phaeophyceae, Ectocarpales, Ectocarpaceae. The record is from the annotation of a GenBank genome assembly.